AUGGAUGGGAAGUGUGACGAUGACAUGGACAACGACGCCAUCGGCGCGCUUGCCCUGCAAUUCAAGUGCGCGCACAGGCACCUCGAGUUUUUCAUGAGCCUACAGGCGCUGAUGCAGGCUUACUCACCGAAGGACCACAAGCUGAUCCUCGCAUUGCUCUCGCGUGUGCUGCGAGGACGCUCGAGCGGCUCUCUGGAAAACCAUUCGCGGCGGGCGGAGGAUAAUUGGGAGAAGGGCAACAUCAGGAGCAACAUCAUGACGGACGGCAUUCUACAGCUACAACUCAACUCGAAGGUCCGCUUACAAAACAGCGAGCUCAAGCUUUUCCUCCAAAAGGAUCGCGCGUCGAAGGAUAAGCAGGCGACACACCAAGCUAGUAGUAUUACCGACACUUUUGAGUCCACCGAUAUCCGAAACUACUGUGUUGCCAAUUAA
This is a messenger RNA of Heterobasidion irregulare TC 32-1, 435 nucleotides long. RefSeq lists its product as uncharacterized. NCBI's taxonomy places the organism in Eukaryota, Fungi, Basidiomycota, Agaricomycetes, Russulales, Bondarzewiaceae. Bases 1 to 435 code for a protein of 144 amino acids. The record is from RefSeq and is a predicted model, not a curated record. The transcript has 4 exons.